Messenger RNA from Marasmius oreades (fairy-ring Marasmius), 1965 nucleotides. RefSeq lists its product as uncharacterized. The record is from RefSeq and is a predicted model, not a curated record. Bases 1 to 1965 code for a protein of 654 amino acids. The transcript has 2 exons. NCBI's taxonomy places the organism in Eukaryota, Fungi, Basidiomycota, Agaricomycetes, Agaricales, Marasmiaceae. Gene Ontology annotation, molecular function: phosphoprotein phosphatase activity.
AUGUCAGAGGAUCCCUACCACGACGCGUAUUCCGACGGACCGUACACCAAUAUCACGCCAGCAAUCAAAGCUAUUGAACUAGACCCAUACUCAGACGAGUACACCCACACCCCAGAGGGACUCGAAGACAUUACCUAUUACCCUGCACCUUCUCCUGCCCCCAGAACACCGACAAUACCCAACUCACCCUCCGAAGACUAUCUGAAACUAUCUCAGACACAGUCCACCAAGCUAGAGGAUCCAAUGAAGUCGAGGAAACUUUUAAUCUUAGAUCUGAAUGGCACCCUUCUCUUCCGAGCACCCCAUGCCAGAAAUCGCGACAACAAAACGGAUGAUGUGUACGCUCAGUUUCCCCCAGGACCACGACCGCUACGUGCAGUCAACCCAAGACCUUACAUGUCUUCGUUUCGAGAAUAUGUGUUUCAUCCAUCCACGAGGAGAUGGCUAGAUACGAUGGUCUGGAGUUCCGCUCAGCCCCACAACGUGAAGGACAUGGUAGAGAGAUGUUUUGGAGAAGAUUCUGUUGAAGAAGAAGACGUAAGUGGCAGAGGCCGGAGCCGGGGUAGAAAUAGAGGUCGUGGUGGUGGAAGUGGUGUUAGUCCUGGAAUAGAGGUCGAUGAAUUUGGUCGGGAGAAACGUGGAAAACUGGUUGCUGUAUGGGCAAGGGAUAGAAUGGGGCUUGAUACAGAAAAUUAUUUCAAAAAAACUCAAACCACGAAAGACCUAACCAAACCCUGGAAUCACUGGCGCCACCAUUCUGCAGAGUCUACUCUUCUACUCGACGAUUCACCUCUCAAGGCGAAAUUGCAGCCUUACAAUCAUCUCUGUGUUCCGGAGUAUACCCAGACUUUGAGAAAUUGGGAUUUGGGCCUCGAGCCCGAUGUCCUGAGAAUAGCAGGUCGAGAGGACGAUAAAGUACAAGGCACUGAUGCAGCGGAAGCUAGAGAACUUCCUAUGUCUAACCCUUUACCGAUAACAGAAACCACUGGCACAGUGAGCAACGAGGAAACUAUCGAAAAGGGAUCACUCAAACGCAAACGAUUCGAUUCUCAACCUUUUGAUCAUAUUCUCCUUGCGGUCAUUGGUAUUCUGGAUGCCCUCAAGCACCAGAGCAAUGUAUCCUCGUGGAUUCGGGACGGGGGAAUCUGGGCAGACGAUCCUAAAGGAAGCGAAGGUGAAGAGGACGGGGUGGACGAGGACGAUGGCGGUUUAAACCUGCUAUAUCUCGCUACGUCUCCUGAUCUAGGUGGCGAAUCAGUCGUAGAUCCUAAUAUGCGCGAGAGACUGGGACCAAAGGCGAGAUGGAGAACGAACAAAAACUCGAAACGGAGGAAAAUUGCUGAAGAUGCUGGCGAUGGGGUGGACGAAGCAAAGAGUACGGUCGAUAAAAAGCCUUGUAGGAAAGGAAAAUCGGAGCGAGCAGCCGAAAGGGAAGAGAAAGGUAUUGAUGAAAGCCCUGAGGUACUGGACGGAAACGAAUCUGAUGCCUCGGGUACAACCUCGAAGAAUGAUGAAGAAACCGCUGGAACCUCUAAUUCUAACUCUACUACUACGCUUACCGAUGCAGGCUCUGGGGAUUCCGUGGCACCGCUUUCGCUUGCCUCCACUUCUUCCCUCAAAAAGCCAUCUACAUUGACAUAUACCGAAUCCAUCGGAACAUUUGAACCCAUAACAACGUUCAUCGACACCCACACUAACACAACUGGAUCCGGGUCGUCUUCCUCUGCAAAUGAUGCCUCCCAAUCCAGUGAAGAUAGCCUAAACAUCCCGGGCCUCACGUUACCGUUUGGCCGCUCACCCCAGGAUGCGAUUCCAGUAGAGAAUGAUACCACCCUUUCCUUACCAACGCUCUCGCCGAUGAUGUGGUACCAAGAUAAAGAGUCAAGAAAAUACUGGGUGAAUAGGGGACAAAAGGCUUUGCAGGAAUUAGGAAUUGAAUGCAUUCCAGGGGUAGUACGCUCCUAG